GCAAUCCUCACAGAAGGGUCUCACAUCAUGAGCAGCUUGUCCCACUUCUAAUCAACAAAAGAUUGUAAAUCUGCAGCAAAACCUUUGAUAUCUUCUGAAACAGACUCGAAAUAUACUGUUUCUGUGUCAAAAAGUCCAGCAGUUGAUAAGGCAUUUUUGUUGAAGACGGAAGAAUUGACAAACAACAAAGAUGCCAUCGAACAUGACCUCUGCCUGCGGAGAAGAAAAAUGGAAUAGCGAGCUGUCUCUUUAUGCAUUUUUUUAUGGAAUAAUUGUCAUUCCUGGGAUCUUGGGUAACAGUGUGGCUUUGUGGAUCUUAAUUGGGAACAUUAGAAGGGAGAAGAAGGCAAUAAUAUUCAUGAUAAACCUAGCCAUAGCUGAUCUGGCACACAUGUUGACCCUGCCCUUGAGGGUCUUCUACUAUAUAACUCACAGCUGGCCUUUUGGAAAAUUUAUGUGCUUAUUCUGCUUUUAUCUUAAGUUUGUCAACAUGUAUGCCAGCAUCCUAUUUUUAGUUUGCAUCAGCGUUCAGCGCUGUGUUUUCUUAAUCAGUCCUUUUAAAUACAGCACCUGGAAACGCAGGUACGAUGUGGCCAUCAGCAUUACCGGUUGGGUAAUUGUCAUUGUGAUGUGCCUGCCAUUCCCCAUCAUGCGGACCACCAAAUCAUUCAACGCCUCUCUCUGUUUUGCGGAUCUUCCCACGAAGCAGGUCAUGCUGCAAUCUUCCAUAUUCAUGCUUACAGCAGCAGAAUUACUGGGAUUUUUAGGGCCUCUAAUCAUCAUCGUUGUCUGCACUUGGAAAACUACAGAGUCUUUAAGGGUGAAGACAACGCUGUCCAAUAACCAAGGUGGAAAGAAGGCUUUAAAUUUACUGCUGAUGUGUGCAGUGGUGUUCCUGGUUUGCUUUGCUCCCUAUCAUGUACUGUUCCUGCUCAACCAGCUCAGAAAGAUGAAUGCCAUCACAGAUUGUUCGAUGAGGAUGAAUAUCUUGAUUCUGCAUUCGUUGUCGUUGUGUUUGGCAAGCAUGAAUGCCUGUUUAGAUCCAAUCAUCUAUUACUUUGUCACAAAUGAAUUUCGCGAGCAGUUGUCACGCACAGGUAGCUUCCUUCUGCGAAGUCGCCACUGGAGCAGAGAAAGCACCACCAGUCGGUAAUCUCUGAUGGUCUCAGACAUUUCCAUUUUAAGGCUCAGGGGUUACCUCUCACUCUCUGCCCUGUCUCUGUGCAGAAUGGCAGUAGACUUGUUAGAGACAGAAAUCAAUACAGUGGGCUGCCAAGUGGAAUGAAUUAUAUUUUCCACCUCAUGCAAGAAAGAUUGCAGCAAUUAGCUUUUCUUGCAAAUAGUACUUUAAUAAUUGGCAGAAAAAGGCUUCUUGUUUCCCUUAAGUACUUCAUACUCUCUCACUGUUAAGCUAAGAUCAAGAAUGCUUCUUCUGCACUGUUUACUUUAAGCUCAAAAUGUAAUGGUCACAGCUGCCAUAGAGUGUGGAAACACACACCUUACUCAGGUUAAAGCAACUGCUCAUUCUGGCAGGAAACUUCUUGAUAAAAUAGGCUACAAUAAUAAUUUCUAAAAGUCAUACUGGUGAUUUAUUUUUCCAGUGUAAUGCCAUGCACCAGCAGAUUUUCAGCUACUAUUAGAGUAGUUUACAUUUAGUGUGAGUAGUUGCUGAUAUUGACAGGUGGUUAUUCUGCAAUACUUGAAAUAGGAUGUUUAUUAUCAGUUAUGAACUCUUAUUUGCUAUGUAUAUAGGGUUAAAUAUGUUGAUAAUUUGAUAGCUGCAUGUCUCUUGCCACUGGUUUAGUGAUUUGCUCUUGUUAUUUUGCACUCAACAAAUGAGUUAUGAUGCAAUCAAUUAGAUAUUAAUAUUUCUGAUAUGCAAAAAGUUUAAGCUACAAGGAAGCCACCACAAAACAAAUUUUGCCUCUUUUUUCCAUCAUCUGCAUCAUAAAAUGAUAUUUUUGAUAUGUCCCACUCUAGUCCCAAACUGAAAGAGCAUGUGGGUGAACGAAAUUAACCUGCUACAGUCUCAAUAGUUUCCUCACUGAAGCAACAAUGAUCAUAUUUCCAGCAACCCCAUUGAAAUGAGGUCCUAUGGGGUGACUGCUACAACUAUGCCUUUAAAUAUUUAAUGACAGAUAAAGAGGAGCCAGUGGGAAGCUGGGAACAGACAGUGAAAUGCGUCAUUUGCAUCAAUGACCCAACAAGUAUGUAUAUGUGCUGGGGAGGGGGGUGGCAGCCUGCAAGAAUCACCAAACUUUGGCACCAACAUAACAUACCCACAGUUUACUAGCCUGAGCCUGUACAUCUUUGGCAUGUGGAAGGAUAUUAGAGCAUCUGGAGGACUCCCGUACAGUCCCAGGCAGAGCACACAAACUCCUUAAAGACAGUGUCAGGAAUUAAACUCCUAUCACUGAUCAUUAGCACUGUAAAGUGUUACACUGAUUGCUACAUUACUGUGCUUAUGUGCCCUGCUGAAUUUACAGUAAAGUUUGGGUAUUGGGCUGGUAAGUGUGCAUUAGCCCAUCUGGGCAUUGGCAAAAAAAUUCCACUGAAAAUGGUGUUUCCUGGACUUCUGACCAGAGCUGGAAUUGUAUCAUUUAAUGGUAAAUCAAUGUAGAACUGGAUAGAAUGUGUAGCACAGAAACAAAAAUUUGUUUCCAUUGAAGGAGAAGGCACAUGCCUAUGUAUUUUCAUUCCACGUAUUCCUUCUUACCUUCUAACAUUCCCCCCACACAUCCUCCACCACUUACUUUCACUAAUCAAUAUGGAGCAUUUCCCAAGAGUUAAAUGUUCCAAUGGGGGAGAAGUUGAUUUGUAAAAUAAGAUACAGGAGAAUCAGGGAAUCAGUGCAAAAUCCCCUUUAAGUUACAGGCACAUCUGCUGGUUUCCCUAUAGCUAAGCUAUCAAGAGAUGUAAUGGUAGGAGUGGGGAAGAAACAAGCAAUAAGACCAGGACUGGAGCCAUUGAGUCCGCUCUGCUAUUCAGUCACUCUGAAGCCCAUUUUCCUGCCUUCUCCCCAUAUCCCAACAACCCCUGCUUUAAAUCACUUGGUCUCAACAGCCACCUUUGGUAAUCAACUCCACAUAUUUACCACCUUCUACCUGAAGAAAUUCCUUCUUAUUCCUGUUCUAAAGGGAAAUGCUUCUUUUGGAGGCUGUGCCCACUGGUCCUCGGCUCUUAUUAUUGGAAACAUUUCCACCCUAUCUAAACCCUUCAAUAUUUGGUAGGUUCCAAUGAAUACCCCUUCACUUCUAUUCUCGAGCAAGCACGUGCCCAGAGGCAUCAAAUGCUCCUCAUACCCUUAACAUUUUCAUUCUUGUAAACUUCCUCUGUUUCCUAUCCAAUGGCAGCACAUAGUUUUAUAGAUAUGGGGUACAAAACUGCUCACAAUACUCCAUAUAUGGUCUGACCUCAAAUAAAGCCUCAGCACCCCAUACAACCCAUAUAACAUAGUCCUCUCAAAAUGAAUUCCAGUAUUGCAUGUGCCUUCCUUACAAUGAACUCCACCUACAAGUUAACUUUUGGAAAAUCCUGCAAUAGAUCUCCCAAGUCCCUUUGCAACUCGAAUUUCUGAAUUCAGUCUCCAUUUAGACAAUAGUCUCUGCCACUGGAGUACAUGACCAUACACUUCUCUACACUAUAUUCCAUCUUCCACUUCUUUGCCCAUUCUCCCAAUCUCAAGUUCAAGUUCUUCUGCAGAUGCCCUGUUUCCUCAACAUUACCUGCUUCUCCACCUAAGUUUGUAUCAUCCACAAACUUGGCCACAAAGCCACCAAUUCCAACAUGCAGAACAUUAACAUUUAGUAUGAGAAGUACCGACCUCUGUGGAAACAAUGUUUAUUUACCUAUAUUUACUAUACUCUGAGCAGGUCAGUACCUUAUUACUCCAGUAGUAAAAUGAUCAGCAUAUAAACUUUAAGCACUUCAACCAAAGUGUUAGGGUGUGUUCUGGAGUUACGGAAUAUAGAAAAUAUUAACUUCAACAGCAACCAGACUUCAGAUCUGAAUGUGGAUUGUAGAUUGAAUUUAAAAUGCAGCUCAGAACAAUGGUCAUUUCGGAGCUGCAGACUGCGGUCGACUGAAAACCAGGAAACACUCCAUUGAUUUGAACUGUCUGCAUAUACAUGAAGGCAGCUCAGAGACAGCGGUGAUUAAUGUUCAGUUUAGGGUGUCUGGAAUGUAGGUGUGAAGAUCUAGGUGUUUGAAAAUCACAUGUAACUUAACUGAAGCGUUAUGAAUGCAUUGUAACUAUAGAAUUGUCCUGCUGUUACUUUUAAGCUUUAGCAGCUAAAAAUGUCAUGUAAUGUCAUGAUUCAUGUAAUUGAAUCAGGGAGCCUCUCUCCAGAGUGACUCCAAAUACUGUCAGCUUGUGUGUGCCGAAUAAAUACUUUUAUACU
Messenger RNA from Hypanus sabinus (Atlantic stingray), 4400 nucleotides. RefSeq names its product probable G-protein coupled receptor 174. Gene Ontology annotation, molecular function: G protein-coupled receptor activity. Bases 191 to 1153 code for a protein of 320 amino acids. The record is from RefSeq and is a predicted model, not a curated record. The transcript has 2 exons. Gene Ontology annotation, biological process: positive regulation of Rho protein signal transduction; phospholipase C-activating G protein-coupled receptor signaling pathway. Lineage: Eukaryota; Metazoa; Chordata; Chondrichthyes; Myliobatiformes; Dasyatidae. Gene Ontology annotation, cellular component: membrane.